This is a messenger RNA of Glossina fuscipes, 1599 nucleotides long. It is a transcript of the gene Pgd, whose product is annotated as 6-phosphogluconate dehydrogenase, decarboxylating. The transcript is spliced from 5 exons. Bases 107 to 1552 code for a protein of 481 amino acids. The record is from RefSeq and is a predicted model, not a curated record. Gene Ontology annotation, molecular function: NADP binding; phosphogluconate dehydrogenase (decarboxylating) activity. Gene Ontology annotation, cellular component: cytosol. Gene Ontology annotation, biological process: pentose-phosphate shunt; pentose-phosphate shunt, oxidative branch. Lineage: Eukaryota; Metazoa; Arthropoda; Insecta; Diptera; Glossinidae.
AAUGUUCAUCGAUAGAAAUCAUACUCAAUGUGUUUAGUAAUCGAGCGAACUUGCAUGUAAACGCAACUUUAACGUUCAAAAAAAGUGCAAAUAUUUUAUAAAAAUAAUGUCACCGAAAGCCGAUAUAGCCUUAAUUGGUUUGGCCGUUAUGGGUCAGAAUAUCAUUUUGAAUAUGGAUUCGAAAGGUUUUAUAGUAUGUGCCUAUAAUCGUACCAUUGAUAAAAUUCAGCAUUUUCUUAACAAUGAAGCCAUGGGCACAAAAAUCAUUGGUGCCAAUUCAUUAGAGGAUAUGAUCAGUAAAUUGAAAAUUCCACGCAAAAUUAUGCUAUUAGUGAAGGCUGGCCAAGCAGUUGAUAGUUUUAUAAAACAACUAAUACCGUUAUUAUCACCUGGCGAUGUUAUCAUUGACGGAGGCAAUUCUGAAUAUUUGGACACCGCACGACGUUGCAAUGAAUUGAAAGAUAAGGGCCUAUUGUUUGUGGGAUCAGGUGUAAGUGGGGGUGAGGAAGGAGCUCGCUAUGGUCCAUCGCUUAUGCCUGGUGGCAACGCGGACGCUUGGCCCUUGAUUAAAGAUAUUUUUCAAGCCAUAUGCGCUAAAGUAGAUGGACAACCGUGUUGCGAUUGGGUAGGCGAGGGAGGCGCUGGCCAUUUCGUGAAAAUGGUUCAUAAUGGCAUCGAAUACGGUGAUAUGCAAUUGAUAUGCGAAGCAUAUCAUAUUAUGCAUAGUCUAGGUUUACAACCUGAUGAGAUUUCAAAACAAUUUACUCAAUGGAAUAAUGAAGAAUUGGAUUCUUUUCUUAUUGAAAUCACAGCCGAUAUAUUGAAGUACAAAGAUGACAAGGGUUAUUUGCUGGAACGUAUCCGUGAUACAGCCGGUCAAAAAGGUACGGGUAAAUGGACUGCGAUAGCUGCACUGCAAUACGGCAUACCUGUUACGUUAAUCGGCGAAGCUGUAUUUUCACGUUGCCUAUCAGCUCUUAAGGAAGAACGUUUAAAAGCUAGUAGACACUUGCCAGGUCCAGAAAUUGUAAUUAAAGCGGAUAAUUUGAAGGCAUUCCUCAAUGAUAUUAAGCACGCUUUGUAUUGCUCAAAAAUUGUAUCGUACGCACAGGGUUUCAUGUUAAUGCGUGAAGCGGCCAAAGAAAAUAAUUGGCAUUUAAAUUAUGGCGGCAUUGCUCUAAUGUGGAGAGGAGGCUGCAUCAUUAGAAGCGUUUUCUUAGGCAAUAUAAAAGAAGCUUAUGAAUGCAAUGCGAAUUUGUCAAAUUUGCUAUUGGAUCCGUUCUUUAAGAAGGCCAUACAAUCAGGCCAACAAUCGUGGCGUCAUGUAGUAUCGAAAGCUUGCCUCUGGGGUAUUCCGGUGCCCGCUUUAUCCACAGCAUUAUCUUUUUAUGAUGGCUAUCGCUCUAGCAGAUUACCAGCAAAUUUAUUGCAGGCUCAACGUGAUUACUUCGGUGCUCACACUUAUGAACUGUUAGGCGGAGAGGGCAAAUUUGUGCACACCAAUUGGACGGGCACAGGCGGUGAUAUCUCAGCCACUACGUAUCAAGCUUAACAAAGUUGUUUUCAUUGUUUUCAUAUAUUUACAAUGAAUAUAUAUAU